Messenger RNA from Aspergillus neoniger CBS 115656, 1633 nucleotides. Its product is annotated as NMT1/THI5 family protein. The record is from RefSeq and is a predicted model, not a curated record. The transcript is spliced from 4 exons. Gene Ontology annotation, biological process: thiamine biosynthetic process. The coding region runs from base 422 to 1450 and encodes 342 amino acids. Lineage: Eukaryota; Fungi; Ascomycota; Eurotiomycetes; Eurotiales; Aspergillaceae.
GUACUCUUCCUGAACAAAUUACUACUACUUCUCCCCUUCUUCAACAACUUCCUCACCAACCGUCCGGUACGACUCACAAUGAGGCCGCGCACACAGGAUCAGACUCCGGGUCUUUUCGCUAUGGGUUCAGAUGGGUCAAGGUAUCGUACAAUAGUAUAACAGUCACUGCUCGCGCAUGACAGGUGUUCGACUCGUGCUUCUGCUCCUUUCCCCCCCCGGUUUGGGGGCAGAAGCGCGGUCGUUCUGAGAUUAUACUGUCAAAACUUGAUCUAGAUAAUACUAGCGAAAGGACAUGCGUGGCACUGAUUGUCCCCUAACUAUUGGACCUACAGAAAGAUGAGAGAGAUCUCGCAUCCCUCUCUGUUGCUGACAGUUUCCAGACCUUUGCAAUUACCCUCGACCUGAGUGUAUUUGUGCCAAGAUGUCUACUGACAAGAUCACCUUCCUGACCAACUGGCACGCGACCCCGUACCACGCCCCCCUGUACCUCGCUCAGAGCAAGGGCUACUUCAAGGAAGAAGGCCUCAAGGUUGCUCUCCUCGAGCCCAAUGACCCCUCCGAUGUCACCGAGAUCAUCGGCAGCGGCAAGGUUGACAUGGGCUUCAAGGCUAUGAUUCAUACCCUUGCUGCCAAGGCCCGCAACUUCCCCGUCACCUCGAUCGGCUCUCUCCUUGACGAGCCCUUCACCGGUGUUGUCUACCUCAAGGACAGCGGAAUCACCGAAGACUUCCGCUCCCUGAAGGGCAAGAAGAUCGGCUACGUCGGCGAGUUUGGCAAGAUCCAAAUCGACGAGCUCACGAAAUACUACGGCAUGACCGCCGACGAUUACACCGCCGUCCGGUGCGGUAUGAACGUAACCAAAGCCAUCAUCCGCGGCGACAUCGACGCGGGUAUCGGCCUCGAGAACGUCCAGAUGGUCGAACUCGCUGAAUGGCUCGCCGAGCAGGGCCGGCCCCACGACGACGUGCAAAUGCUGCGCAUCGACCAGCUCGCCGAGCUCGGAUGCUGCUGCUUCUGCUCGAUCCUGUACAUUGCCAACGACGCCUUCCUGGCUGCCAACCCAGAGAAAGUGCAGAAGUUCAUGCGGGCCGUCAAGCGCGCUACAGACUACGUUCUGGCUGAGCCCGCCCGCGCUUUCGAGGAGUACGUGGACAUGAAGCCGAUCAUGGGCACUCCGGUUAACCGGAAGAUCUUCGAGCGGUCGUUCGCGUACUUCAGUCGUGACUUGAAGAAUGUUAGUCGUGACUGGGCUAAGGUGACCAACUAUGGAAAACGGUUGGGCAUCUUGAGUUCCGACUUCGUGGCUAACUACACCAAUGACUACUUGUCGUGGGGACUGGAUGCUGAUUCCACCGAUCCCCUUGGUGAUCAGAAGCGUAUGGCCGAGUUGCAGAAGAAGGUCGCUGCUGAGGGUGGUUAUAAGCGGUUGGAGGUUGCUUCUGAGGCUUGAUUGAUUCUCGGUCAGCUCGAAGAAGGAACCUGCUCGCUUGACACUCUUGGAGCAGAGAUGAGUAUUAUAUAACGGUCACCUUACGAGUCAAGCUGGAUGUGCUAGCUUACGCACUCUUUUAGUAUGACUGCAAUCUAAAUGCACUUUAUCAUACGAUUUUUCCAAUAUAAAACCAAAUUCUCU